AUGUCAAACAAAUGGUUUUCUAGAUAUAAGGACUCUUCAGGGAGGGCGGGGGUGGGGAUUAAUUUUGCAACUCUAUUUGUGAUAAAGGAAAAUUUUGAUACCCAAGCUAACCAUCGGUUUGGAACAAAUGUGCAAAGGCGUAUUUAUGGUCAUGCAACGGAUGUUGCAAUUCGUCCUCUAAAUGAAGAAAAAGCCGUUCAGGCUGCUGCAGACCUUUUAGGCGAACUCUUUGUGUUUUCGGUUGCAGGAGUUGCCGUUAUUUGUGAGAUGCAAAAUCGUUCCAGAGCAGAAGCCAGAAAAGAGGAACUGCGUAGGAAGGAAUUAGAGGCUAUGAAACAACGAGAUCAAGAGCUAGGGAGAGAAGUUGAGCUUCUUAAGCACAGAAUUGCAACGCUCGAGCAGGUUACCAAAGAUCAAAGCAUUGGUGGUAUUCUCAACUUCAAACGAGCAAGUAGCACUGGAAAUAAAGCGAUGAUGGCUUAA
Messenger RNA from Fraxinus pennsylvanica, 483 nucleotides. The record is from the annotation of a GenBank genome assembly. Lineage: Eukaryota; Viridiplantae; Streptophyta; Magnoliopsida; Lamiales; Oleaceae.